AUGGCCGCUCCAGGUUGCACCUUCGAGCCUUCGGAGCAGGAGCUCACGGACAUCUGCCUCCACGGCAAGAUCACCGGCGCCGGCCGCGACGUCGGCGCGAUCCACGUCGCCGACGUGUACUCCGCCGAUCCCGAGACUCUGGCGAAGUCCUUCGCGCCCGCGCCCGGCACCGGCAGAGGCGACAAGGAGCCCGAGUGGUACUUCUUCAGCCCCGUGCACUACGCCAGCAAGAAGAAGAACUCCGGGAGGCGGGCGCGCAUCAUCGGCGGCGACAGCAACAAGAAGUGGCACUCGGAGAUCGGGGCGGUGCCCGUGGAAGGGAGCGCUGUCGGAGGCCACAAGGUGAAUCUCACGUACAUGGUCAGGAGCAAUGCGUCGGAGAAACACGAAAGGGCUGGGUGGAUCUUGGCCGAGUUCGGGAUCGCGCCCGAGCAUGGCGGCGGCCAACUCGAGCUCUGCAAGCUCCACCGCUCGCCCCACUUCCAGGAGACGGCGGCUGGUUCCAAGAAGAGGAAGGCCGCGGCCGCUGACGAGCUGUACGCGGCAGAUCGACGCAAGAACCUGUGUCUGCGACAAGAAAUGCCUGAGGAGCUUGAGGAGAUGGAGACGAUGGAAGGCGGAGCGGCAGCGGUGGAUCUGCAAGAAGAGCCGGUCCUGGAUGACACGGCUCGCUGGAUGAUGUAUCUGGAGACGCAGCGCAUGUACUUCUCCGACGACAUCCAAGGCACGCAGCAGCAGCAACAGGUGCCGAUCCUCGACGACACGUGGCGCUUGGCGCUUGAGGAGAUCGAGCGCCAGUUGCUGUCCGACGACGAGACGUUGGGCGGCGCCGGACAAGUGAUAGAUCCGGCCGAGGAAGAUGAAAGCGGCGCUGGCAUGGAGCAGCAGCAGGGAGGAGGAGGAGGAUGCGAUGAUGAGGACGACGCCCGGAUGGAGUGCACGUACGAGGAGCUGUUCGGCAUCGACGGCGACGUAGAAGAUGACUACAUGGCGAUGGCAUCCAAUGCGGCGGCGGCGGCGGCGUGUGAGGGUCAGCAGUUGCACGUGGCGGCGGAGGGCUGCAUCCAGGUCUCCAGGAGCUGA
Molecule: messenger RNA, 1083 nt
Organism: Brachypodium distachyon (stiff brome)
Lineage: Eukaryota; Viridiplantae; Streptophyta; Magnoliopsida; Poales; Poaceae
Product: NAC domain-containing protein 17
Exons: 1
Coding region: 1-1083 (360 amino acids)
Biological process (GO): regulation of DNA-templated transcription
Molecular function (GO): DNA binding
Source: RefSeq, a predicted model, not a curated record